Messenger RNA from Diorhabda sublineata, 2921 nucleotides. Its product is annotated as innexin inx2-like. Lineage: Eukaryota; Metazoa; Arthropoda; Insecta; Coleoptera; Chrysomelidae. Gene Ontology annotation, molecular function: gap junction channel activity. Gene Ontology annotation, biological process: phototransduction. The record is from RefSeq and is a predicted model, not a curated record. Gene Ontology annotation, cellular component: gap junction; plasma membrane. The coding region runs from base 133 to 1209 and encodes 358 amino acids. The transcript is spliced from 4 exons.
GUUAUGAAAACGAAGAAGAACGAUAUGUUCUGUACUAGGAUACCAAAUUCAAGUUUUUAACGUUGCAAGUUUUUUUUAACAUUCUGCAAUUUUUUUUCGAGUUCAUUUCUUUAGUUAAUAUUUAGUUCUAAGAUGCUAGAAUUAUAUAAAAACGUGAAAACUUUAAUAAAAUUAGGGACCGUACAUACAGAUAAUAAUGUAUUUAAAUUACAUUACAAAGUUACAGUUAUUUUACUUGCAACUUUUUCUGUAUUAUUAACGAGUAAACAGUAUUUUGGGGAACCUAUAGACUGUGAUGUAGAACAAAGGAAGGAAGUGAUUGACACAUAUUGUUGGAUACAUGGAACUUUCAUCAUUAAUCAAAAUUUAAAUGAUCCGGUCUUACCAGGUUUGGGGAUACAAAGGAAUGAUUAUCCCAAUGAUGAACCUCCGACGUCUAGGCAAACUUAUUACCAAUGGAUUUGUCUUAUUUUUGGUGUACAAGCUGUUCUUUUCUAUCUCCCCAGAUAUUUAUGGAAAGCUUGUGAAGCUGGGAGAUUGAAAGAACUUAUAGGAGAAUUUGGGGGAGCUAUAACAUCUGAUAAAUGGAAUCAGAUGGAAAAAGAUAAAAUAGUUAAGCAUAUUCUUGAUGGUACAUAUGUUCAUAAUGUUUAUACAUUCAGAUACUGUUUUUGUGAAGUUUUAAAUUUAGUAAAUGUGAUACUGAACAUAUGUUUUAUGGAUUGGUUGAUUACGGGACAAUUCUCUGCAUAUGGUAUAGCUCGUGCAACUUUUAAGCAAGUCAAUCCUAUGGAUAAGGUGUUUCCAAAAAUUGCAAAGUGUUCUUACUACCGAUACGGUCCUAGUGGAGAUCAACAAUUAUUUGAUGCUCUUUGCAUUCUUCCAUUAAAUGUACUUAAUGAAAAAGUUUUCCUGAUUUUAUGGUAUUGGCUUUUCAUAUUACUUGCUUUAACAUUUUUGUGUAUUCUGUAUAGAGGCCUGUUUUUAUUUUUACCCAUGUUCAGAAUCUAUUUGUUAAGAGCUCAAGCAAGGAAACUUGAAAAAAAGAAAGCUAAAUUCAUCGUUAGUAAACUGUCUUUUGGUAACUUCUUUAUUUUGUACAAAUUUGGUAAAAAUGUUAAUCCACGUUUGCAUAAAGAAGUCGUUAUGUGUUUAUAUGAUCAUUUAAUUACCAGAGGAUCAUAUAAGAAUUUUCUACAAGACAUUUAAGUUUUUGAAAUUGAUUUUUCAAUAUUAUUUUGUUUAGAAAUUUGUUUUUGUUUGAAGAAUUCUCAUUAUUUUUAAUAUGUUUAGCAGUCCCUGGCUGUGAUUUACCUCAUUUAUAUUAUAGAUACUUGAAAGUUUAAUAAAAACCGUUCACUAUGAAUAUUUUUGUCAAGAGACUCGAUUAUAUAAUUAUUAUUAUGGUUUAUGGCAUCAACAGGUAUUUUAGUACCAACAAUUAUAAUAUACUGUUGUGUCUUUAUGUUUUGCAUUAGUAAUUAAUAUUUUUUUUAGAAUAUUCAUAGUUGAAGGGCUUUUAAAGGCUAGACCAUAUAAUAUGGUAUCAACAUUCCUAUUUUCUAAUUCUUGUUAAUAAGACUGUGUUUUUUAUGCAUAAAAAUUUUAUCAGAGCUUUCUUAUCUCAAUUUGUGAUUCACAUUUGAACACACUGUUUACUGCCAUUACUCAAACACUCACAAUUACACUGGUCAUUCCAUGGAUGACUGGUUCAUACCCUGGUCAAAGGAUCAGAUAGUUUUGAAUAUGAGUGGUAGUAAAUAGUAUAAAUAUCACCAACUAUUCCACUAAUUUCAACUUAAAUGACUUCUAUUUACACGUCAUUGUUUGGAUGAUUUAUUCAUCAAGUGCAUCUCAUCCAUUUUCUCUUAGUUUGUUUCCAUUUUUCAAUUAAUUUACAAGUCAAAGUGCUUCUUGAAUGUUUGUUAAUCUGUUGUCAAUUAUCUGUGGUUAUUUGUAUUGUUUUUUUCACUUCAAUCUCUUUAAGUCGAUGGCAAGGCAAUAUAAUUCCAAUAGCUCUUUUUGUCACCUGUAUUUCUAUAAGCUUCUUAUAUCAAUACUCUUUUGUAUCAAUAUGUCCAGUGUGAAUCCCAAUUUAUAUGCAAAAUAGCCUUCUGCAUCCUCCAUAGCCUAAUGCAUAUAUCAUCCAUAUUUUUCUAUUCUGUACUAAUGUGGAUAAAUUUAUUUUUUUUGAAUUAAUAUAUUUUGAAAGAUCACAUUUUGGGUAAAUUCAUAAAGUAAAGCGAGCUUUGAUAUAGGAAAUAAGAAUCAGUCAGAAACAUUUGCAAUAUUGUUUAUUUAUUUCGUGAUUUUGUUUGUGUUAGUGGAUAUGUAUUUUUCCAUUUUUGAAUACGUUUUAUACAAUUUUUUAUGUUACCUUUGUCCAACUUUUAUAAAAAGCGAAAUAAAACAUUAUUCACCUCAUUACAUUUGUAGUGGAAAUUAUAUCGAAACAUUAAGUUAAUUUAUGAAUAGUGUUCUGUUUUUGGUUUUUUAAAUUUAAUUCCAAUUAUAAAUAAUUAUUUCGUUAUUUUGUCAAAAGAAAAUUAUAAGUUUAAGUAUAUUCGUACUUAUUAGAAAAAACUUAGUACUUUUCACUUUCUCAUGAGUUGUUCAAAAAAUAUGUGUUAAUAAGUUUUUUUUUUCAAAAAGUGAUCAUUUAUAUUACUCUAUAGAAAGGCAUCAAGCAGCAAUUCUCUUUUUUUACAAGAUAUACCAGUGUGGACAUUUGAACUACUACCAAAUUUAAAAGAUGUGCCUUAUCACAAUAUCAAAAAGAAUAAAUAUUAGUUUAUAGUGUUGAAAGUUAUUUGUUAGAAGAUUCUCAGAAAUCACACAUUUAUUUAAUAAUAUCCAGUUGAAGUAUUUUUACAAAUGUAAUGUAUUUUCUCUUUCAUUUAUAAUAAAAAUAUAUUACUCAA